This is a messenger RNA of Knipowitschia caucasica, 2322 nucleotides long. NCBI's taxonomy places the organism in Eukaryota, Metazoa, Chordata, Actinopteri, Gobiiformes, Gobiidae. The record is from the annotation of a GenBank genome assembly.
AUGUUCUUGAGGAGCCUCAACUGCAGAUAUUUCUUAGCCGCAAAGUUCACCCAGCGAGUCCUGGGUCUUUACCUGCCCGGAUCACCUGCCAGGCUCAACUCCCAGCACCUCCUAUUUGGACUAAAUCUCCCAACUGAAGAUGGGAACUGGAGACUGCAGCUCUCGUACUCAGAGCUGCAGCAGAAUGGCCGGAUCGUCACACUGCCCCUAGAGGCGGGAGACGUGCACUCCCUGUUGCCCGAAGAGGACGGGAAGAAACUGUUUGUAGGCAUGAAGGACACUCUGCUCUCCACCAACCUGGACGACAUCAGCCACGACCCACGCAAGCUUUUUUGGCCCGCAAGCCCAGACCGGGUUCAGGACUGUCUCAUGGCCGGAAAAGACCCUGAAAUGGAGUGUGGAAACUUCCUGCGAGUGCUUCAGCCGUUUAACCAGACUCACCUGUACGUGUGUGGGACGGGAGCCUUUAAUCCCAGAUGUGCUUAUAUUCACACUGGACUCUUCCAACAGUCAGAGCAGCAGGUCCUGUCCUACAGUCAGACUGAGUGUGGCAAAGGAAAGUGUCCAUAUGACCCUCUUCAGAAGACUGCCAGUGCUAUAGUGGAUGGGGAGCUGUAUGCAGGCAUCACCUCUGACUUCAUGAGCCGAGACUCCGCCUUCUUCCGUUCCCUUGGUAACCGUCGCGUUAUCCGCACCGAGCAGUACGACUCCAACUGGCUGCAAGAUGCUCAGUUCAUCCGUGUGUCUGCUCUGUCGGAGACUGAUAACCCGGAGGAUGAUAAGGUUUAUAUGUUCUUCACUGAGCGUGCUCAGGAGUCGGAGGGCUCAGAGGGAAAAGUCAUUUACUCCAGAGUCGCCCGUGUCUGCAAGAACGACAUAGGAGGUCAGAGGAGCUUAGUGAACAAGUGGAGCACAUUUCAGAAGUCCAGACUGGUGUGCUCUGUCCCAGGACCAGACGGGCUGCAGACACACUUCAACCAGCUGCAGGACAUCUUCAUUCUUCAUGGGAAGGACAAGAAGAACCCUCUCAUCUACGGUCUCUUCACCACUUCCAGUGACAUCCUGAACGGGUCGGCGGUCUGUGCAUACCGCAUGGAGGAUGUGGUUCGAGUUUUUAAAGGGAACUUCCUCCAUAAAGAAGGACCUCAGUACAAGUGGACAGAGUACACUGGACACAUACCAUACCCACGACCGGGGACUUGUCCGAGCAGCACGUAUGGGAGCUACAGUUCCACUCGAGAGUUUCCAGAUGACGUGAUCUUCUUCAGCCGCACACACCCUCUUCUCCAGGAAAAUGUGAUUCCCGUGGGAGAGCGCCCCCUGCUGUUCAGAGUAGGAGUCCAUUAUAAGUUCAGUAAGCUGGUGGUGGACAGAGUGGAGGCGGUGGAUGGGACCUACGAUGUGCUUUUCAUCGGGACAGACUCUGGUUUAGUGCUGAAGUCCAUCCACUUCCCCAAAGAGCACGGCCCGGGUCAGGAGGUCACUCUCGAGCAGAUGCAGGUUUUCCCGCACAAGUCUCCAGUGACAGCCAUGACACUCUCCAAGAAGAAGCAGUGGUUGUAUGUUGGCUCCAGAGAAGGUGUCUCACAGCUGUCCCUGUACCACUGCGAGAUGUACGGUCAGGCCUGCGCUGAGUGCUGCUUGGCUCGGGACCCCUACUGCACCUGGGACGGUCACGCCUGCAGCCCCUACAUGCCCACUGUCAGGAGGAGAAACGCUCGUCAUUUGGGAGAGGAGGAGGACCCACUCACCCAGUGCGUCAGACAAGGAGCGGGUCUGCAGGUGGAGGCGGAGCAGAGGGUCAUGAUGGUGGCUGAGGGGAACAGCACGUACCUGGAGUGUCUGCCACGGUCCAGACAGGCUUCAGUCACAUGGUACAAACAGGCCGGCGAGAACAGCCCCGAGCUCAACCAGGUGUCGUCUGGUGACCAGAUGCUGGUCUUCGAUCGUGGAGUCCUGAUCCGGCGUGCUGAGCUGUCCCAUGGGGGGGUCUACCACUGCCAGGUGGAGGAGCACGGAUACCACUGGACGGCCGUCACGGUUCGUCUUGCCGUCUGGAGUCCCUCGGCCAAUCGCAUCCGAGCUUCCCUGUCCUCUUCGGCCUAUCAGAGCACGGGGCCCUGGUACGAUGACGUCAUGGCGCUGGUCCACCCGGGUAACAUCGCGCAGCACUGCAAGGCGCUCGGGUUCCGGCCCCCCAAAGGACACCGGAGGCACAGCGCGGGCUUCCUUCGGGAGAAGAGCCAGUACAGGGGAGGCCAGAGAGCGGCCGGCAGGAAGAGCCGGAGUAAGCCACAGCUCCGAGCCCCCAGGAGCACCUGA